GAUUCAAGUCGUAUAGUGUGUAUCGAUACUUGUCUAUGUGUCUUCUUUUGGCCGAGAGCACACACAACUGAGUCUGUGGCAGCGCGCGGCGGCGGUGUACACGAUGCGUUACCCGAUUCCAUGUUCGAAUUUCAUUUCGAACAAUGAAUUUGAAUUGUUUCUGCGAUGCGCCGAACUCGAAAUGUAUGAACGAAUCUGAAUAGGCGCUGUUUCAAAAUGUUGUCAGGAAUUUUUUUCGCAUCGAGAAAUACGUUACACACCGAAAUCAUAGUCACAUACCGAAUUUUUUUUUUUUUAAACGCAUCCACCACGACGCAUUUUUUGCUCUUGAACACUUUUUAUUGAUCUAACAAAAAAAAAGCAAAUUGCCGGCAAAAGCACGCGAUCCAACAAUUAUAUCGAUUUGUUGAUUUUUGGUACACAGAUGAACAUUGUUACCUAAGCAACGUUGCAAACAAACAGUCGUUUUUUAUUUCGCGGCGAAAACAGACACAAUCCGCAUAUCGCAAAGUGCAUACAGAAUAACAAGGUGCUAAUUUAUGAAGAGACAGUCUGGUGACCAACGCACAGUAUUUUCAGCAAGGAAAAAGUAUGUCAGCGUCAUCGAUUGAAAUCAAAGGAAUAGCCAAAAGUGACUGUUCCAGUUCAUCGUCAAAGAAAAAUGAAAGUGUAUAUUCUGCAGCGAGUUUAAAUUCAAAGACUCGGAUGUUGCAACGCAAAACGCAGACACGCCAAGCGGGAUUUAUAACCAAUGGGCCGGCCAGUGGUUUGAAUUCGGAAAUUCGGCAACGUGUUUUGUCGGCACGUCAGCAUCGUUAUAGGGGGUUACAAAAUCAAUUGAAUAUGGCACUACAGCAAAAUGCGGAAUUGAUCAACGAAAAUCGUUUAUUGAAAACGUUGCAAAAGCGUCAAGACAAUGCUCUCAUCAAAUAUGAGAGUUCAACGAGUGAAUUACCGCAGUUGAUUAAAUCUCAUACGGAAGAGUUGCGUGUUUGGCAAACCAAGUACCGUGCUUUGAGCCUCCAGAAUCGAGAGCUCACCAAAAAGCUUCAGCAAAAGGACAAAAUAAUGUUGCAAAAUAACGAUCGUAUGAAAUAUUUGACCAAUUUAACCAGCGAAAGAAAUUUGGAGGAAAGAGAAACGCUCCAGAUAAAAGUGGAGUCACUGGAGCAAAAACUAAAUGAAAAAGAGGAAGAGAUAAAAAUGCUCAGCCGAAGAAAUACAAUAGAGGCCAAAAAUUUUAAAAUGCAACUCGCCAACGAACGAAAGAAGUACAAAGAAUUGUGUCAAAAGCAAAAUGGGGACAAGCAAAACGGUUCGUCAGUCGAUUCGGACUACAGCAGUGCCAAAGAUGUGAAAGAUGUAAAAGCGGCGAAGCAUAUCAAUGGCCUUUUACUCAGUGCAUCAUCAGCUAUUAGCGAAGAAACCCCACCGUUGGAUUUGAAUGUCGACAUUGAUGAUGAUGACGAUUUGGUUAUCAAGCAACUUAUCGACAAAGACACAUGCAUCAUUCGCAAUGAUGAUUCGGACCGGCAAAUCGCUCGACAAUUGGCUGACAUCAAUUUUUUUGCCAACGAAGGUGCACAAAGCAUUCAUGCUAUUCAUCAGAAGAUACAAAAUGAUAUCGAAAAAAAUGAAGCCAUAUUGGAUUUACAUUGCGAUGAAAUCAGUCAUGAUAUCACCUUUAAUCUACCAAAGGACUCGUCUUUGUUUGAUGUUGAGAGAUCAAGUGAAAUUGGCACGCUGAAGCCAAUCAAUAACUUGUUACUCUAUAAAGGUGAUAAACCAAAUGGAAUCCAAGUACCGCUGCCAAUAAAUGCUAAACCGAGGAUGAAUUCUUGUUUGCCACGUUUUAACAUCAAUUUGGCCGGUAAACCGCUAAAACGCACUCCCAUCGAUCCGCAAAAGAAGAGCAGACUUUUGGCACAACUCAAAUCUAUUGAAUCUGGCAAUGGAUGCCUUUAAACCUCAAUUUUUUUGCAACACAAACAAAGCAACAUAUUUCGAUAAGAAUUUACAAAAUAAAAUCGAUUUUAUUUCAUCAACAUUAAUUAAAAGUAAUAUUGUUCAACUUCUAGAUUUCCUUAUGAAAUAAAUGAAGUGGGUCAGCAGUUUGUUUCGACUUA
Molecule: messenger RNA, 2126 nt
Organism: Sitodiplosis mosellana (orange wheat blossom midge)
Lineage: Eukaryota; Metazoa; Arthropoda; Insecta; Diptera; Cecidomyiidae
Exons: 7
Coding region: 592-1965 (457 amino acids)
Biological process (GO): intraciliary transport
Cellular component (GO): axoneme
Source: RefSeq, a predicted model, not a curated record